Messenger RNA from Ogataea philodendri, 777 nucleotides. RefSeq lists its product as uncharacterized. NCBI's taxonomy places the organism in Eukaryota, Fungi, Ascomycota, Pichiomycetes, Pichiales, Pichiaceae. The record is from RefSeq and is a predicted model, not a curated record. The transcript has a single exon. The coding region runs from base 1 to 777 and encodes 258 amino acids.
AUGUACUUGAGGUACUUCUUCUUGAUACCUCUGUGUUCGGCAGCAGGCUCGUCGUCGUCGGAAAUCUCGAUGUCCUCGCCCUCCUUCACGUCGACCCAGUCGCCCUCGAUGUCGUCGUCCAGAUCCUCGGACUCGGACUCGGGCAGCUUCCAGUCCUCGGCGUUCUCCUGGCCCAAAGUUCCUUGCUCCAUUUUCCACUUGGCCAGCAACUCCAGUCCAGGAAUGCCCUGCACCACGUUGGUCUCCACACCGUACUGCGGCACGCCCUUGGCCCCGUCGUGGAUAAUGUCCAUCGUGGCCGACUUGCCUCUGUCUUUCUUAGAAAGCAUCUCUGGUGCAACGUCUCUAUACAGCGAGAUCAGCGACCGUGCUGCAUGCACAACGUUCUUCGCCUUGGACGACUUGUACUCCGUCAAGUCCUGCAGCAGGGCCUCAUCAAUACCGGCCGGGUUUCUUGCCAAAAUCUCGCGGAUCGUGUUGAUUCCCGCAGCGGCCACCUCCGCAGCCACUCCGUCAGAAACAAACUCGUCUGCAAUCUUGCGCACAACCAUGUUGAUGGUCUCCGGCGGCACCAGAUCGUGCGACGCCUGCGCAGAGGCUGCCAUGAUCUGCGUCACGUUGCGCUGCUUCGGCGUCAGGUACUUGAGGAAAAACGAGUACACUCCCAAAACGGUCAGCUUGUGCGUUCCAACCAGCCGCGAAACAAGAUUCAUAAUUGCGAUCUUCUGGUCCAGGUCGAACUUGUUGGCGUUCUUGCUGGCCAGAUGCUGUUCGUAA